AUGGCUACAGCAGCGGCGGCACCGGCACCUCCGAGCCCCGGCGGCGGCGACGCGCAGCGCCCGUCCCGCGGCGGCCCCGGCGGCCCCGGCGGCGGCGGUCCCGGUGCGGUGGAGCUGGCGGCGGCGCGGCGGAGGCUGGUGGCGGCCGAGGGGCGGCGGCGGGCGGCGGCCGAGCUGGAGGGGCGGGUGCGGCAGGUUCACUGCGCUCUGCUGCACGCCGAGCUGCGCCUGGCCGCCCGCGCAGAGACCCUGGGCCGCCUCGGGGCCGGCGUGGCCCAGGCGCAGCUGGCCCUGGCAGCCCAGAGCCAGCGGCUGCAGAAGGGGCUGCGCCGCCGCCCGCGGCCCCGGCCCGGAGCGCUCCUCGCCGCCGCCCGCGCCCUCCGCAGCUGCGUGCCCUGGACCCCCGGGAGGAGCCGCGGAGCCCCCCCGGGCACCCCCGUGCGCCGCCUGCCCCCCGCCAGCCGCGGCUCCGCCUAG
Molecule: messenger RNA, 477 nt
Organism: Pseudopodoces humilis (Tibetan ground-tit)
Lineage: Eukaryota; Metazoa; Chordata; Aves; Passeriformes; Paridae
Gene: TRNP1
Product: TMF1 regulated nuclear protein 1
Source: RefSeq, a predicted model, not a curated record